Messenger RNA from Mizuhopecten yessoensis (Yesso scallop), 3246 nucleotides. RefSeq names its product signal peptidase complex catalytic subunit SEC11A. NCBI's taxonomy places the organism in Eukaryota, Metazoa, Mollusca, Bivalvia, Pectinida, Pectinidae. The transcript is spliced from 6 exons. Gene Ontology annotation, cellular component: membrane; signal peptidase complex. Gene Ontology annotation, molecular function: serine-type endopeptidase activity. The record is from RefSeq and is a predicted model, not a curated record. Bases 52 to 615 code for a protein of 187 amino acids.
GAGACUUUGCGUCAGUGAAACCGGCGAAAUAAGGAAAAGCGGUAUCUGCCUAUGUCGAAAGAGAAAAUGUCAGGGAUGUUUGGGUUCGAAUUCCUGGACGAUGUCCGGCGAAUGAAUAAACGACAGCUAUAUUACCAGGUGUUAAACUUUGGUAUGAUCGUGUCAUCAGCGCUGAUGAUCUGGAAAGGCCUGAUGGUUGUCACGGGAAGUGAAAGUCCUAUUGUGGUGGUGCUUAGUGGGAGUAUGGAGCCAGCAUUUCACAGAGGAGACCUGCUGUUCCUGACAAACUACCAGGAGGAGCCUAUCCGUGUCGGAGAAAUCGUUGUAUUUAAGGUUGAAGGACGAGACAUCCCUAUUGUACAUCGAGUACUGAAAGUUCAUGAAAAAGAUGACGGCCAUGUGAGAUUUCUUACCAAGGGAGAUAAUAAUUCAGUAGACGACAGAGGGCUAUACGCCCCUGGUCAACUCUGGCUGGAGAAAAAAGAUGUAGUAGGUCGUGCUCGAGGAUUUGUUCCCUAUGUGGGGAUAGUGACCAUAUUGAUGAAUGACUAUCCAAAGUUUAAGUAUGCCAUACUUGCCUGUCUAGGACUGUUUGUUCUCAUCCACCGAGAAUGAGUUCCUCAAAGGGAGACUACCUAGUGGUUACUACAGGGGAAGGAAAAUCAAUCUGCUGUUGAGUAUGUCGGGAAAUGUUGACAAGGAACAACCAGGCGGGUACGAUUAGGACCUGACACUGUCAAAACCUAGGAUGUUUUAUGUAUUGUCAGAUCUGCUACCAUUUGCACCUUCUACAAUGAUUGUUUUUGUUACCUGCAAUCAGCUAUCUAUUAUAAAUAAUGAGGGUUUUUUCGUGUGGAUGUCAAAUUAAAUUAUGAGAUAUAUAUUAUCAGUAUUAAACAAGUGCUUUUCUGUAGUCCAGAAACUUGAAUUAGAAAUUGUGUUCAUGAAUAAUUCUCAACUAGAUGAAAGCUGAAAAUAUAAAACAAAUCGUGCUAAAAUUGUGAGCAUCAGACGAAACAACAUCAUCCUCAUAUAAAGAAGACUUCAAACAAAUAUGUCAAGUUACGUUUUACCUGUAAAUGUGUGAGGACAGCAAAUUUCAAAAAGAUGUAAAAGAUUUAGUAGAGUACAUGAACAUAAUUAGGACUACAAUACUAAGCAAACAAGAUCCAGCAUCUGUAUCCAAAUCUUCCUAAUAUUCUGGUGGUCUUUCUCAAACGGCAUCGAAAUGUAAUACACAAGUCCAGCCCAAAAUGUAAUGAAAAAUGACUUUUUAAUUGACAUUUUGUUCUGAAGAUGGCAUACCUCGUGUGCUGACCCAUAUAAACUAUGAUAAAUGGUGCUGAUUACCCUUUCGUCGGAUGCUGGCCGUUUCUACCUGAAUAAUUAGGGUUUAGUUAAUAGAACUGGAGAAAUUAGCAUUAAAUUGUAUAUAUAAAAUUCCUUGUCAACAUAUCCCAAUGUAUAUCUAUCGGUGUAUUAAUGUAUACAUGUGUGGAUGUAGUGAAGGAGAGGGUUGCUAUCAUGGUUAGGGUGAAAUUGUGUAAGUAAGAGAGCGAUGUGUGAUCGGUAUGUAUGUCGUUAUGGUGAUUGGGUGUAUACAAGUGCUGGUGUAUUUGAUGCAUGUUGUCAUGGUGAUAUGGUUGUAAAGAAAUGCUGGGAUAUUGCUGAGAGACACAUUCAUUUAAAUGAUAAUACAUGUGUGUCAUGACUCAUUGGUGUUGCUAUGGUAAUUAUUGUACCUGUAUGUAGUUCUGAUUAAAAAAAACAUUUUUGCAUUUGUAUAAAAAUAUACAACUUUUAAAGACUUUUAGCUCUAUAAAGCGAUAAAUCAUGUCAAAUAUUCAUAUCAUUUUGAAAUUAGAUGUUUUCAAUGGAGAUUUUUUAGAAGGGGGAGAUCAAUUUAAUAUUUUCAUUUUUCAAAAAAAAAUCUUGCCAGCAAUAGUAAUGAUAAAGCUGAUAUUAAAUCCACAAGUAUGUGGACUGAAAAAUAUUUUUCUAUGCUAUUUUCACUUUUGUUGACAGAUUAACAAUAGAUAAGUGACAUUAUUAUCACUAUAAAUUAUUGGAAAAAAAUAGUCUAGUCAAGUGUUGCAUCUUAAAGAUUUAAAUGGUAGAAACAUUAUCAAAAAAGGAGGACUUGACAAAAACAAAAUCCUGAAGGAAAAUUAAUCCAAAUCAAUCAUGGUAAUUUUUUGGUAUAUGUAAGUGUAUUUACCGAAGUAAGUAGUGUACUGUAUACUGGGAAAUUUUCACCUAAUCAAAUAUUUGCCUUUCCCUGGUAAAAUCCAUAUUUGCGCAGUGUUAAUUUGCCCUGUACCUGUGCUACCUGUUUAUGGUAUAUAUACAGCGUGUGAAUAUUCGUUGUCAUGAUUCGUUUGCCUUCAUUACCACGGCAACGUCGGCAGUGAUGGAAGUUUCCUUUAUACAGACGUCAUGGUAUAUAUUUUUUUGAAAAAUUUCACAUGACCAGUCAGUACUGUAUAUUUGUUUAUGUUUUACCUACGAUCAUGUCAAUGAUGGUGUAUCUUAAAACCCUUUCACCACUGUAGACCACAAUGGACUCAUCCAAAUGAAUGUGUGGGAGAGUCUACUCAAGUUACCUAGGGGUGAAAGGGUUAACCAUUUCACUAAUGAAUCCCUGAAGAGAGGAAUUUUGGGGUUUGAAUUCCUAUUAUAAAUUAACCCAAGUUACAUACAUUGUCUUCACUAUACACUGAUAUAAGUUUGCAUAACUGAUGAUCUUCAUAAAAUAAUAAAAUAAAGUUAGUUAAUGACAAUUUGAUGUUUUACAUUCUAUAAAUAAGAAAAUUUUAAAUGGUGUGUCGGGCAAGUUCUAGUCUCAAUGUUGACUUUUUGAGGGAAUGGGUUGAUGAAACAGUUGUUUAAUGGUGCACAGAUCAUGACAAAACUUAAACGAUCACUGUAUUCCUAUACUUUGUGCAAUACCACGGGCUAUACCAGACCAAAAAAAUAAUCAAGUGUUCAAUUUAUGUCAAAUGUAAAUAUUUGUUUUCUUUGUAUGUGUGUCCGAGCUAUCUCCAUUGAUAAAGUUUUCAAUAGGCAACUUUUGAUAUUUUAUGAUCGUGUCUCCUUAUUUACUUUAAAUCUGUGUACUUUUCAGAAGUGUCAUCAAUUCAUUAUACCAUUUAUAAAAGAUCUACGGAGUCAGCAAAAUUGUUUUGGAUAUAUGCAUAUUUUCCGUUUAAUGAUUAUCACAAAUGAAAUAAAUUUUCUUGUACUAAA